Ornithodoros turicata is the source of this 2310-nucleotide messenger RNA. RefSeq lists its product as uncharacterized. The record is from RefSeq and is a predicted model, not a curated record. Lineage: Eukaryota; Metazoa; Arthropoda; Arachnida; Ixodida; Argasidae. The transcript is spliced from 2 exons. The coding region runs from base 1 to 2310 and encodes 769 amino acids. Gene Ontology annotation, molecular function: nucleic acid binding; zinc ion binding.
AUGGACCGGCUCAAGCCCAAGCGAGCAGCACGCCGUGCCCAAGUAACGAGGAUAGUCAACGAGGUCAUCGACCUUCGACAGAAUCUCAGCGUAAAUAGGACCAUGUUGAAUGGACUACUGGCUCGAUUGGAAGUGGCCGAUCGGGAACUCCGAAAGGUGAAUAAGGAGAUUGAAGUCUACAUCAAGGAGGACGAACUCGCAACGGAAUGCGAAACCGUGUUUAGUUAUGAGGAACAGGUGGCCAAUGCCAUGGCCGAGGUGCAAACCCGUCUAGCAGACCUUCACUCCGUGGAACAGCAGGCAACUUCGGUGACCUCAGAGGCUCUUUUGCCUGCCACGCCACGAGCCAGCGAGCAAGCUCCGGCAGGCGUCAAGCUCCCAAAGCUGCAACUGAUGACUUACGGGGGCGAGCUCACCCAAUGGCAGAUGUUCUGGGAGCAAUUUCGCACUGCGGUGCAUGACAACCGGCGACUCAACAAGACUGAGAAGUUUCAGUACUUGACCACUUUGCUGAAAGGCCGAGCUGCAGCCGCCAUCCGUGGGUUGCAGGCAACUGCUAGCAACUAUGACGACGCCAUCGAGAUCCUGGUACAGCGUUUUGGAGAUACGUACCAGAUUGAGCGAGAGUAUCUGGCCAAGCUACGAACUUUGCCAGGGGUAAAGUCCCGAAGAGACCCGUCAGGGCUCCGACGUCUGUACGACCACGUUCAAGCCAAUGUUCGUGGCCUGAAAGCCCUGGGUGUAAUGACAAGCAGCUACGCACCAAUGUUGGCGGACAUCCUUCUGUCGGCGAUCCCUUCGGAAAUGGUUGUCGAGCAUCACAGGACCGUGCGGUAUGGAACGACUGCCCUCCGCGACACUAGAGCCGUUCAGAGCGCGACGGCCACACCGGAAGCUCAAGUUGCUACAGCCGAGGGAGGGACAGAUGAGUUGACUAAGGUUCUCAACUUCAUUGGCAUCGAAUUGGAGAGUCUAGAGCGAUCGGGGGUCAAAGACUCCAAGCCGCCAUCGGGGACUAAACCGUACCAUGCCCAAGGAAGCAGGAGUGUUCCCACUGGGAUGGUUCUUCAAAGUACCACCGAGAGCGCUAUAAAGUGUGCAUUCUGCUCCUCAGUUCAACACGACACGGUAGACUGCCAAGAGAACCUACCAGUAGCCGAGAAAAUGAAGAGGCUGGCGAAAGAGGUGCGGUGCUUCCGGUGCACCAGAAGAGGACAUCGUUCAAGGUACUGUCGCGCCAAAGUGACCUGCAGCAGUUGUGGCAGCAGGCACGUUGCCGUAGUCUGCAACCCGUCGCGAUCACAACCUGAACGUGCUUCUGACGCCGUGGCGAUGAUCAGUGUGAUGGCAGCGAGCAACCAGAUCAUAAGUAACAAAGACAAGCGACCUCAUGACACGGAGGAUCUUCCCGAAGUGCCUACCACUCAGCAGUUUGUGGAAUUGUUACGACGAGAAGGACAUCUAAUUGCGGACGACGUUCUAUUCCCAAGCGUGAACUGUGAAGCAGGCAUUGGUCUACUGGUUGGCAGCGACGAAUUGUGGAGACUCUUAACAGGAGACGUGAAGAGGGACAAACAGGACGACAGAUUGGUAGCCAUUGAUACGGUCUUUGGCUGGACCUUCCAAGGAACCUCACGUCUCAGCAGUGAGUGCACGGAACGAUCGACAACAGCCGUGUGCGUCCUAAGGAUGGGAUGCACAGCCGAAGAACAAGACGUGAUAAAAAACUUCUGGGAGUUGGAUAGCAUCGGCAUUCGGGAUGAAGUCAUGACCAACACCGAACAUGACCAGCUAGUGCUGGAUGAGUUUAAGCGAAACAUUAAGAUGCUGGUCGGACGCUACGAAGUGGCCUUGCCAUGGAAAAGUCUCAAGGGGGAGCUAGGCAGCAACCUUGAAGUCGCCGAAAAGCGGUUGCAAGGGCUUGUGAAACGUUUAGCCCACAGUGACGCCAUCCAGCAGUACGACGAGGUCAUCCGGAACUACCUAACAAACUGGCACGCGGAGGUAGUCUCCACCAACUGCGCGAAGCCUGAGCGGAUCUACUACAUGCCUCACAGAGCUGUGGUCCGUAACGAGUCAUCAACCACAAAGGUUCGAGUGGUGUUCGACGCCUCGUCGCACGCGCCAGGUGUUCCUUCAGUCAACGAUCAUCUGGAGAAAGGCCCGAAAUUAGGAGCAGAUCUAAUUCCCGUAUUGCUGCGCUUCAGAUUACACAAAGUAGCAAUCACCGCUGACAUUCAAAAGGCGUUCCUGCAGAUUGGCAUCAAAGAAGAAGACAGGGAUGCACUGAGGUUUUUGUGGUUCUCUUAA